CCUGCCAAAUGACGGAUACUCAGUUGGACGCUGUUCGUCGCGUUUUGCGCUUCUUGCAGCAUACUGCCGGGAGGGACAAGCUGUAUCGGACGGCGCAGUACGGAAGCCGUUUAAUUUUGAGAGCUUGGAAGGGGAGACCGAAUGCUCCACAAUUUCUCGCAAUCCUCAAUACUCUGGAAUCCCAUCUCAGUCUAUCGCGCAAGCUGUUCAGGUUAUUCUCAUCGAUCGACUUUCUCAUCAACGCUCUCGACAGCCUGAAAGAACGAGAACCCGUAGUCCGAUAUCUCACAUUCUCUGCCAUGAUCUGCAAGGCUAUCUGGCUUCUCAUCGAUCACAUCCUCUGGUUGAGCAAAGCCAACCUCAUCAACUUCGAAACAACACGAUGGACAAAACGAUCAAACUGGAUAUGGUUGUUCGGCAUCCUGUUUCUCAUCGUUCGAGACGUCUACAACAUUCGAGUCAGGAAACUCACAAAGAGGAGCAACUACCGGGCAUUGGUGAGGAACGUGUGUGACAUGAUGCUGCCUGUAGGCAACUUGGGUAUCGUUCGAUGUCACGACAGUGGGACAGCUGGUCUUUUUGGGAUCAUCUCGUCCCUCAUUGGGGCGUAUGAUAUUUGGCUCAAAGUCGAAGCGAAAAACAAAAUCGAAUGAUGACGUCAUAAACUGAUCAACAAAUAGUUUCAUAAAUUGAUCGACUAAACUAGUUGAUAUAAACCAAAGCCCAUGAUCAUGUCCAUGUUGAUGAGCUGCAUAAACUCAAUAUCGUUAUUUCUACUUUUUAUAUAAUUGAUAUCAAUAAAUUUUGUUAACACUC
Messenger RNA from Corticium candelabrum, 816 nucleotides. RefSeq names its product peroxisomal membrane protein 11B-like. Lineage: Eukaryota; Metazoa; Porifera; Homoscleromorpha; Homosclerophorida; Plakinidae. Bases 9 to 653 code for a protein of 214 amino acids. Gene Ontology annotation, biological process: peroxisome fission. Gene Ontology annotation, cellular component: peroxisomal membrane. The record is from RefSeq and is a predicted model, not a curated record. The transcript has 2 exons.